CAGAAAUGACUCCCCACAAACUGAACGUGUGCUGUGUGUGCAGACUGCUAGAGUUCCAGUCCUCCCAGUGUUAGACAUCGAUCUGGGUUUCAACAAACUGACCUGCUGUUCCCUAGAUCUGCACUUACGUCAGUUAAACACAUCGAUCUCAGGAACAACCAGCUGAGCAAUUUACCACCUGAAAUGAAGAGCUUAAAUAAACUGUGCUCCAUUAUCCUCAAUUACAACAGGUUCAAGUCUUUCCCUGAAGUCCUCUAUCAGAUGGUUUCCUUGGAGACGGUUUUGCUCGGUAACAACCAGGUGGGUGUGGUGGACCCCUGUCAUCUCAUGAGGUUGACUCAUCUGUCAACGCUGGAUCUGUCAAACAAUGACCUCCUGAACAUCCCCCCUGAACUGGGCCUGUGUACCAGCCUCAGGUGUCUCAGUCUGGAGGGAAAUCCUUUCCGCACACCCAGAGCAGCCAUCGUGGCCAAAGGAACAGAUGCAGUGUUGGAGUACCUCCGCAGCCGCAUUCCUACAUGACCCCUGACAGCUCCGCCACCAUGAUCAACAAAGAUCUUAUUUGGGUUUGAAAUUCUUUCAAUUUAAAGUCCACAGUCGGGAUGUCAUUAGACAGUCUUCUGCCUUUUGAAGUUGUUAAAACAAACAAUCAAAAUCAAUGUAGCUACAGUGAUCUGGUUUGUUUUAGAUGUUGAAUGUCUGAACGUGAUGAAUAUUUUUGGACAAACUGAUUCAGACUGAUGCCUGUGUGACUGAAAAUAACCAAUGACAAGACACUUUGGUUGAGAAUUAGAGGAGUUAAAUUUUAUAAUUGUGUAGUAUAUGGCCCAGUCCAAGCUCAGUAAGAAGUACCUUUUAGAACCUUAGUCACAAAGUGCUUGUUAAAACAACACGACUGCUAUAAAACUCUAAUGUGUUUUGACAGCUGAUUAACAGUCAGCCAACUGCAAACUGUGUGUUUGGUGUUCACUCUUAAAAUAAGAACAGUUUCUGUAUACAAUAAAACAUUCAAUUCAUAA
This is a messenger RNA of Morone saxatilis (striped sea-bass), 1019 nucleotides long. Its product is annotated as leucine-rich repeat-containing protein 40-like. The record is from RefSeq and is a predicted model, not a curated record. Gene Ontology annotation, molecular function: protein binding. The transcript is spliced from 4 exons. The coding region runs from base 184 to 522 and encodes 112 amino acids. NCBI's taxonomy places the organism in Eukaryota, Metazoa, Chordata, Actinopteri, Moronidae.